Molecule: messenger RNA, 3896 nt
Organism: Oldenlandia corymbosa var. corymbosa
Lineage: Eukaryota; Viridiplantae; Streptophyta; Magnoliopsida; Gentianales; Rubiaceae
Source: the annotation of a GenBank genome assembly
UUUAUUAUUUAAAUAUUUGGAAAAUAUCAUUAAAAAAACGUAACAAACAAAGCCUAAGAAAUUACCAUGGAACGAAGUCUUAUUUGGAGCUGCAAAAAGUCACUGGGGUCUUCAAUGUGAUUUACAGUUGAAGAUUGUCAUGUAAAGUACAAGUCUUGAUCAGUCUCCGGAGACAUCCACAGCGUCCGCCAGUCCUCCUUAUAUUCAUUUAACGCCGCCGCUUCCGCCGCCGCCCUCUCCCGCUUUUUCCAGCUUAGACAGUACGUAUCUUCAACCCCUAACCCCGUCCUUCACUAUUUAUUUUCAGGGAAGAAGAUUUCUUCACGGCUAAAUUAAUGAACGCUGGGUCAUGGGAUGGUAUAGAAGAUCGAAAUUCACUUUUGAUGCUUUCCGCUAUUUCACUUCCAAAAUCAUACCAAGGGAGAAUGCACUUCAGAGCUCCGCUGUGAAAACCCACCUCAAUGGCUGUUCUUCUCGUAUUCCGACUGUUAACAAAUCGAGGGCCUAUGGGUUCGGUCUUUCUGGCCCGACAGUAAGAACCCCCGCUUCCCGGAAUCAGUCUGGUCUCGCCGCCCAAAUUUUGAGGAAUUCAGGUUCUCGAUUAGGGCUCCGGCAAGAUACCGGCUACCCUUUUCCCGGAGUCGGUAGGAGGUACUAUUAUGUGGAUCGUUACCAAGUUCGUCACUUUAAGCCUCGGGGAUAUAAGAAUUGGUUUCAGAAUCCAAGAAAUGUUUUCGCUGUGGUUUUGGUGUGUUCUGGAGUGGUGAUUACGGUGUACUUUGGCCACUUGGAAGCUGUUCCUUACACAAAGAGGACGCAUUUUGUGCUUUUGUCCAGAAAUGUCGAGAGAAAGCUCGGAGAAACUCAAUUUGAGGAGAUGAAGAAGUCUUUCAAAGGAAAAAUCUUGCCACCCAUACACCCGGAAAGUGUGAGGGUGAGGUUGAUUGCAAAAGAUCUCAUUGAGGCCCUGCAAAGAGGUUUAAAAAAGGAGCAAAUUUGGAGAGAUCGUGGUUAUGCAUCUGAGCUUCACGUUGAUGAACAUGGGGAUGGGCAUGCCACAUUGAUGGCAUUGAGUGAGGAUCCUCCUUCUAUGGAGGGAAAAUGGAAUAAGGAAGAUGAGAUUCUUGAUGAUAAGUGGGUUCAGCAGAGCCGGAAGAAAGGUAUAGAGAAAGGGAAGGAACCUGCUACUCAGCAUUUGGAGGGGUUGAAUUGGGAGGUUCUGGUUGUUCAUGAACCUGUGGUAAAUGCAUUUUGCUUGCCAGGAGGCAAGAUUGUUGUGUUCACUGGGUUACUUAAUCAUUUUAGAACAGAUGCUGAAAUUGCAACCAUCUUGGGGCAUGAGGUGGCCCAUGCUGUGGCUCGACAUGCAGCUGAGGGUAUUACUAAGAACCUAUGGUUUGCCAUUAUGCAACUGAUUUUAUAUCAGUUUGUGAUGCCUGAUCUUGUGAACACAAUGUCCAAUCUUUUCUUAAGGCUCCCAUUCUCGAGGAAGUAAGUUCUCAUUUUUAAGUCUGUUCUUAUGGCUAAGGUUUUACUGUUUUUCGUACAUGCAAACCUUCAUAUUGUUCUAAGGAUAUUAAACCUCAACCUCUGGUGUCACAUAUGUGCUACUUUGUCCAUUAUUUUAUGACCACAUAAUAUAACUAGCUCGGCACUUAAAUAUGCUGACAAAAAAGUUUGAUCCUUUUAGAUAUGGAACACCCAAAGAGGUGGAUGUUUACUAUCAGUUGGACUAGCAUUGAUUGUAGGAGUGCUUGAAACUUCUCAUGAAUAUGACUGAGUUUUCCACUACGCUUUGCAUAUACUUUGACUGGGUCCGAAUGCCCGUGCUUUAUCCCAGAAUUUCUAAGCAGACUAAUUUCGCUGUAAGGUGUAAGAUUUUUGCAUCAGUCGACUCCCACUUGCAGGUUCUUCAGGUGAAGAACCUUUUACUUUUCUAUCACCACACUCUCCACUUUGCAGAAAAGUUUAAUUUAGCCUUGUAAAUGCAAUGAAGCCAUUGGGUUUUUAUUAUUUCAAAGAAAUUUCAUUUCAGGAUUCUUAUAUGUGCUUCACAUAAAUUUUAUCGGGUAUGAACUUAAGUUGCCGCUACUGUUCUGCUCUGGCUGUUACCUUUUAUUCAUUACAUAUGAAAACCGAAAUGAAAAUAAGCUAGAUGGCCUGCUUUUGCUCUUGUUAUUGUCGGCGGAAUCCUUAGUUAUGCUGCUUCGCUUUGAUGCUUGUUAUUUUAACGGUUCCUUACUGCUGCUUCUCCUUCUCGCCUGUGCCUGCAAAAAUUCGGGAUUUACCAUUAUUCUCCCGAGCUCCAUUCUUUAAUUUGGUGUAGUGGAAUAGUACCCUUUUGAGUUCUUUCUAUAUAUUAUAUUUUCUUUAAAAAGAAAACAUGGGUUCAGUCUUUUAAUAAACUAAUAUCUUCAGAGGUAUAAAAAGUUGCAGAUUUUGUCUCUGGUCUUCUUGGAUUUUUAUGAGUACAUAUAGUUAGUCUGACGUUGACCUCAUUCUUAUUGGCAAAGUACAUACUUAUGCUGUUUUAUUUAAAUGAUCACAUGUCUAUCUGAGAUGCAAAGGGUCUUUCACAGGAAUUGUAGUGGAUGUCUAUUGCCAUCAGAUUGUUUCAUUUCCUCAUUUCUUCUUUGUAAUUAGUUGGCUUGCCUUUCAAUAUUCAAUGAUAUGAAUUUCUAUUGCUUGGCAAUUUCAUAUGUUCGGGCUCCUUUUCAUCCACUUGGUCUUUCUAGUGUACUUUGGAUAGAAAUUGUUGAGUUUUGAGGAGCUGAUUUUGGUUUUUAAGAUUUAAUAUGCUUAGCUUGGACAAUACAUGGUUGAUCAUGGGAACCGUGGGUGUACUGAGAAUAAAUCUGAGAACUUCAUUUCUAACACAUGAAUCAAUGUUAGAUUGUCUAUCAACUUUUUUAGUUACUGGGUCAUAUAUUGUUUCGUAGGAUGGAGAUGGAGGCAGAUUACAUAGGGCUGCUUUUAAUGGCUUCAUCAGGAUAUGAUCCUCGAGCGGCUCCCAAGGUUUAUGAGAAGUUGGGUCAGAUUACCGGUGAAUCAUCAUUAAGAGAUUAUUUAUCUACUCACCCUUCAGGCAAAAAGAGAGCAAAAUUGUUGGCUGAAGCUAAAGUUAUGGAAGAAGCUCUCCUUAUCUACAGGGAAACUCAGGCAGGGCGAGGGAUCGAGGGUUUCCUUUAGGAGCCUUGUCAUUCUGCUUUCGCCUUCGUCUCCUGAAAAGGGUUUUUUGGAGUUAAUGACCAGGGUCAUUUCUGUUCAGUAAUAAAUGGUGUUUGUGAUGUUUCAUGCGUAUCACACAUUCCCUUGUCCCAAAUGAUCAUCAGUACUAAAAGUGACAAAGUUGUAACGUCAUUGAGCCAUUUAACUAUAGAUUCAUGGUCUUGUCCAUUGUCUCUUCUCUCCUCCCCUUUCAGCCAAAUGUCGCUACUUCUGUUGUCAUUUAGAGGUUGUUUUGAUUAUCAAGGUGAAGUUUCUUAUUAUGUAAAAAUGACUUUUCGGAAUUCUCAAGUUUCAUUAUUGCCACCUUCUCUUUUAUUCAUAAUUCUGAGGAUGGCCACAAUGGUUUUGAGGAUUCUUAUUUUCUUAGAAGUAUGACGUUAUAUGCAGGCUGAUAGUCAUCCAGCGACGUAACAUUUUGGUUUUUGACCACACUUGCAAUGUCCCAUUUUCCACAUUGGAAUUUAAAUCAUUAAAAGAAGAAGAAGAAAGAAUGGUUUUCCAAGGCAGCGAUUUAUCGCCUGCCAUGCUUUCUUGCAGGGUAGGAGGCAGCAGCAGGCAAAAGAGACGCUUUUAAAGGUGGACAAGUGAACUGAAUAUGCACGCGUAAAGUCUCCCUCUCAUAGACUUCACCCAUGUAAUAAUUAAGGCACUUGUAGUUGGUUCUUGUC